AUGGAGAUAAACAAGUACAGCGAUAAGGGCCAUUUUAUGCCCGACUAUUAUGACCAAUUCGAUUCUUACGGGAGCCAGUGCAUGUACGAGUGCAUUAAAAUCUUCAAAUGCCACGACUGUGGCAAGUCCUUCGCUCAAAAGGACGAUCUCGCGGAGCACAUUCAGGAGCACGAGGUUGACAGAAAAUACAAGUGUGAAAUCUGCGAGGAAUGCUUUUUCGACGAGGGUACGUUUCGAGAGCACAAUCACACCCACGAGAAACCCCGCGAAGAAGCAACGGCCACGAUAAAAGUGAAGGAGGAGGGCGGCGGUGGACAGCGCCACAGGUGCGAAUGUUGCAACAGGACGUUCACCUGCAAGAGCCAAUUGGACAAUCACGCGGGUAUAACUAGGUGCGAGUACAUCCACAAAUGCCACGCGUGCCAAAUAUCGUUUGCCGAAAAAAACGAUCUCAUUGAGCACAUUAGGAGCCACGAGGGGGAAAAACGAUUUAAAUGCGAGUACUGCGGCAAAUCUUUUUCCGAGAGGCGCACUUUGAGAAUACAUGUGCUCAUCCACACGGGCGAAAAACCGCAUGACUGUAAAUUUUGCGACAAAUCAUUCCGUCGGGUGUCCCAACUUAACGUGCACACUCGCCUCCACACGGGCGAGCGACCGUUCAUGUGCCACGAUUGUGGUAAGACGUUCAUCGUGUCGAGCAACUUGAAGGCCCACACUCGCAUCCAUACGGGCGAGAGACCAUACAAAUGUGAUAUUUGCGGAAAAUCAUUUCCUUUCAUGGGUAGUUUGAAAAGCCACUAUCAAGUCCAUCAACAUUUUUAUGAGUUUAUUGCUAAGAAAAAUGAUCUUGCGGGGAUUCACUAA
Molecule: messenger RNA, 864 nt
Organism: Copidosoma floridanum
Lineage: Eukaryota; Metazoa; Arthropoda; Insecta; Hymenoptera; Encyrtidae
Biological process (GO): regulation of gene expression
Cellular component (GO): nucleus
Source: RefSeq, a predicted model, not a curated record